Messenger RNA from Schistosoma margrebowiei, 3930 nucleotides. Lineage: Eukaryota; Metazoa; Platyhelminthes; Trematoda; Strigeidida; Schistosomatidae. The record is from the annotation of a GenBank genome assembly.
AUGUCUGAUCAGUUUUCACCAAAGCCUGAUGAUCAUAACUUGUCUGAAGGUUCUAAUCAGAGGUUUUCUGAAGCACGGGCAACUUUACACUCAAGCACACCUUCAAAACCAGUGGUGUCAUGUGCACUCGGUCGGACAGUUCAUAACCUUUCAUUACUAAGAGGAAGCAGCAUCCACAUUGGUCAUGAUUUAAAGAGCCCUUCACAUAGAUGGGCUGCCAGCGAUCGCUUGCGCCUCAUCCAUUUUCUACAAGAUAUUCAGCUUGACCGAGCCUUAGAUGUACUGCCGGAUAACUGCACCUAUGAAGACCUACUUAAAUGUACACUAGAAGAGCUCCGUUCCGUGUUUACCGGGUGCCUCACGGAGUUCGAAAUAAAUUCCGUUUAUUCAGACCUACAUUCUUAUGCCUCCAGUGGAUAUACAACAGAGUCGCAUUCACAUUCUGAGGAUUGUCAACCUAGACGAUGUUCCGAAACUUGUCCGUCCGAUCAAGUUAGGCAAAUGUCCACGAGUGCCAAUCGUCGUUCUCGUCCGCUCCUUGGUUCACUUUCGUGUGCAUCUUCAGAACCCAAUUCAGAAAGCGCGAAAACUAAGUUGCAUGCAGCAAGUUCGGGAACAUCAGGAGAGGAGACGUCUAUUAGUGAAUGCUGUGUAUCCAAAAUGGAUGCAGAACAACCUAAAACUGUAAAACGGGCAUCAUCUCUUUGCUCAGGUGAUAUACCACAAACCCAAUCAAACUACCGCCCAUCUUCCUUGUCCAUAUCAUCGGCUUUAACUGAUAGCCACUCAUUAUCUUUACAGGAAGAUGGUAAUGCGAAUUCCAUUGGUUUUUCGGGACCAUGUUCAACCUAUACUGGUUUGGCGAGUUCGGAGUUUUGGAAAGAUUUGCAAUCACAAAGUGCUUGUGAUAGUCAGUUCAAAGACUACUCGAUAGCGAAUUCUGCCCUACCAGUUUCUUGUAAUAUACAAAAACAACGAGCAGAUAUAAACGCAUGUUCUGUAAUUUCGAGUGCAUCAUACUCAGUUCCAAUUUGUCAACAAGUCAGUAAUGAGUUACAGUUGUCUCCGUUCUUUUCAAGCCGUUUGUCAAGUUAUGAUGGACAUUCCAUCCCAAGUACUCUCCUACGAAUAAAAGGUAGCUUUAUUGGUCAGUCUGCACCGAACUUACUGUACUAUAAGCGUGAUCCCAAUUAUAAUCAAUUCGUACACUGUCGAAACUCAUAUCAAAAUGUCUCGUCAGCUUAUACUCCACCUUCAAGCUUAAAAAGCCCUGAAUCACUAAUCUGUUCAAAGGAUCCUAAUAGCCCGAAGUAUGGAGCAAUUGUUAGACAGUCUAAAGUUUCUACCAAUCAAUCACUACUCGGAUCCGCCUCGGGAGCAAUUAAGAACAUUGAUGAAACUACCCGAGCACUUACAUCACUUCCUUUUCAUACUCAGCGUCGGAGUAUGCUAGUAAGCGGUUUGGGUAGCCUCAGUGGUAGUAGUGGUUGCAUGGCCGAUCGAAGCAUGUCCAGUCCUGCUCCUUCCAAUGAACCUGAUAGUCCAGUUUUUUCUACUGCUUCUCUUGCUCAUAGUGAUAUACCAUACCUUGUAUCACCAAAGAACAGUGUUGUUGCGUAUGAGCCAUCACAGUUAACUAGAUCUUCUGAUCUCUCUGGUGAAAAUUCAAAAACAGAGAUGCCAUGUACUCACCAAAGUAUUAGUAAACUGCAAGACAAAACUACGCAGCUAAAAAGAACCCAAACAAACUACAAAGUCAUCACAAGUAAAAAUAUCGAUACUAUUCCCCUUCAAGAGUCGUGUGAUGCAUCUUUGUUUACUGAGAAACGGAGUUUCAUCCCACGCUUGCAUCUGGAAAGAAAACAUACUCUAGAUUGUCGUCGUUGGUCACUAGCCUCAUUACCUUCGUCUGGUUAUGGUACAAAUACAUCGGAAAGUGGCAGUCAUUUGUCUCGUAGUCGAUGUUCAUCAAGAGAAAAUGUUUCUCAUAGUCUUCAUCCUCAAACUAACACACUGUAUGCAAAUGAUCGUGGAAUUUCUGCUCGUUCGAAGUAUCAAACAUCUAUACAAACUCCAAUUAAAUCCAUACCGAUAGAACGUUCUUAUUCUAUGAGAUCGCCUUCAAUACCUGUUUAUUCACAGCUACGGAAUUCGAAAUCUCCUCUGUCAUUGUCCUCAUCUGCUGGUCAAAAUACAGAAUCACCAAAUUUAUGUUUUAUUUCGCGUUCACCAAAGGAAUCAUGUACAGCAGAGACAAGAAGUGAUAUUUCACUUUCUAAUGUUCUACCUUUCCUGUACACUUCAGUUCACAGUGCAGAUUCUAAAAGCGUACCACACACGCCUGUUACUCGGGCAUCACCUCGAACUAACCAUAGUUCUGUAAGUGCUGUUCAAACAUGCUACAACUCUAGCUUUGACGGCUGCCGUACCCGUUCACGUAGUUUAAGUCCAUUACGUGUUUCAAAUGUUGGCGGUGAACAAGAUAUACUACUUUUAAACCAUGUUUAUCGGGAGCGCUUUCCAAAGGCAUCCGCUCACAUGCAAGAACAGCUGGCUUCCCUGGCUGAUGAAAUGGAGCAUAUGGAUACAGUAUCGUGGUCUGCAGUAGCAAGAUUUGUCCAUUGUCAAGUUGUCCAACAUGCACGAGAUUGUUUGCAGAAGGCUCUUUCAGGUCUUGUAACCUGCCGCUAUUUUUAUGAAAUGACUGAAAAUUUGAGCAAACUUGUCGAAGAUACUCGUACUCGUGACGCAGAUUCUAUUCCGCUUGUCGUCACAUUUGUCCGCCGACUACUUUUGAUUAUUGCCCGGCCUGCACGAUUACUCGAAUGUUUAGAGUUCGACCCGUCUGAAUUUUAUCAAAUGUUAGAAGUUGCUGAAAGUCACGUACGUCAUCGAACGAACUCCGUUAAUGUACCGGGUUCUCAGAUCAUUUCAGCUGACGUCCCUCUAUACAUUAUUUCGAAGCUUGGUCUCAGUAAAACUGUCUUGGAUGAGUCACAGAAUAUCAAAGCUUCUCAUCUGUGUAGUUCUAAUUUAAAUGAUUCACACCAUUCAGAGGAAUUUAAAUCUAAUUCUACUAUAAGAGUUAGAACAACUAGUGGAUCUAACCUGGAUUCAUGUAUGCAUACUGAUGAUGAAAUUGUUUCGCGGACAGCGCGUAGCAAUAGUAGUUGUGUUCCAAUUCGCCCACCUUGUGAAGCUGACUUUGAAGUUAUUAAGUUGAUAUCUAAUGGCGCUUAUGGUGCUGUUUAUCUUGUAAGACAUAAAAUAACUAGACAACGAUUUAGCUUGAAGAAAAUUCGUAAACAGCACUUACAAUUGCGUAAUCAAGUUGAACAAGUAUUCGCUGAACGAGAUAUUAUGAGUUUUGCAGACAAUCCAUUUGUUGUUAGUUUAUGUUGUACAUUUGAAACAAAAAAAUGUUUAUGCAUGGUGAUGGAAUAUGUGGAAGGGGGUGAUGUAGCAACUUUAUUAAAACAUAUUGGUGGACCCUUACCAUUAGAUUUGGCUAGAAUGUAUUUUGCUGAAACUGUAUUAGCUCUUGAAUAUUUGCAUAAUUAUGGUAUCGUUCACAGAGAUUUAAAACCAGAUAAUUUGCUAAUAACACAUGAAGGUCAUAUAAAAUUAACUGACUUUGGACUUUCUCGAAUUGGUUUAAUGAAUUUAGCUACUAAUUUAUAUGAAAAAAAUUUGGAUUUAGAAAAGGACUGUAAAAUGUUUCGUGAUAAACAAGUAUUUGGAACUCCAGAAUACAUUGCUCCAGAAGUGAUUCUCCGUCAGGGUUACGGUAAACCAGUGGAUUGGUGGUCUAUGGGGAUUAUGUUAUACGAAUUUCUCGUAGGAUGCGUCCCGUUUUGUGGUGCCACUAUAGAAGAACUUUUCGAUAAUAUUGUGACAGCACCAAUCGAUUGGCCUGAGGAAGAAGAAUAG